AUGACGUUUUUUAUAAAUAUUUUCUUAGCAAUCAACGAAGACGACGACGAUACCGUUGCAAUGAUCAAAGAAUUGCUAGACUCGCGAGUUCGACCAAUGGUUCAAGAGGAUGGUGGCGACAUAACAUAUUUAGGCUUCGAAGAUGGGGUUGUCAAAUUGAAACUUAAGGGUUCAUGUACAGGCUGUCCUAGCUCCUCUGUGACUCUCAAAGCUGGAAUUCAAAACAUGCUGCAGUUCUAUGUUCCGGAAGUAAAAAAUGUGAUUGAAGUAACUGAUGAAUCAGAUGAUUUGGUCCAGAAGGAGCUAGAAAAGUUUGAGAAAUCGCGAGGUAUUGUUGAUUAG
This is a messenger RNA of Strongylus vulgaris, 342 nucleotides long. NCBI's taxonomy places the organism in Eukaryota, Metazoa, Nematoda, Chromadorea, Rhabditida, Strongylidae. The record is from the annotation of a GenBank genome assembly.